UUAAGAAGCCUCACAUCCAUCUCUCUAUCUCUCUCUCUCUCUCUCUCUCUCUCUCUCUCUCUCGUCCACAUUUGAGCUAAACAUGAGUGGGUUGAGCUUCAGAAGCCUCGCAUUCAUGCUUUUCAUGGCCUUUUUAGUUUGGUCAUCGAACUUCGAAGCUUGCAAUGCUAGAAGAGGCAGGCAUUGGAGGCACAGCAGAGCUACCUCAGCUUCUCUGGCUAAGAAGAAAGGAAAGAAUCACGGCAAGGGUAAUUACCACCACAGUGGAGGAUCAAAGCCAAAAUCUCCACCUUCCAAAGCUCCCUCACCUCCAAAUCCUAAACCAAAAGAAGAUCUCCCCUCAAGCCCGCCGCAGAAAGGUUCCAAUGGCGGGCAUUCUGUCACUUUUAACGUGCUAGAUUUUGGUGCCAAGGGUGAUGGUAGCACCGUUGACACGCAGGCAUUCCAAGCUGCAUGGGCAGCUGCUUGCAAGGUGGAGGCAUCAAAGGUAAUCGUUCCAUCAGCAUCCGUAUUCCUCGUGGGACCCAUUUCAUUCUCUGGUCCAUACUGCCAACCAAACAUUGUAUUUCAGCUGGACGGGACGAUCAUAGCUCCAACAAACUCCAAAGCUUGGGGCGGAGGUAUGUUUCAAUGGCUUGAGUUCACAAAGCUGAGAGGAAUUACCAUUCAGGGAAAAGGUGUGAUUGAUGGAAGAGGCUCAGUCUGGUGGCAAGACUCCCCUUUUGAUGAUCCUGUUGAUGACGAAUCAAAACUGAUUAUCCCAUUAAAUAGCACUAUUGAAAAGAACCCACCAAUGCCGAUAACAAGCCAGCUUGGGAGGACAAUGCCAAGCAUCAAGCCAACUGCACUGAGGUUCUAUGGGAGUUUUAAUGUGACGGUCACAGGCAUAACAAUUCAAAGUAGUCCCCAGUUCCACCUCAAGUUUGACAACUGCAUGGGAGUGUUGGUCCAUGAUAUAAGCAUCUCAUCUCCUGGUGACAGUCCCAACACGGAUGGAAUCCAUCUCCAGAACUCCAAAGAUGUUCUAAUUUACAGCUGCAAUCUCGCCUGUGGAGAUGACUGUAUUUCUAUACAAACUGGAUGCUCAAAUGUAUACGUACACAAUAUCAACUGUGGGCCAGGACAUGGAAUCAGCAUUGGAAGUCUUGGAAAGGAUGGCACCAAAGCAUGUGUCUCAAACAUCACUAUCCGGGAUGUCAUUAUGCACAACACAAUGACUGGUGUCAGAAUCAAGACAUGGCAGGGAGGAUCAGGCUCUGUGCAGGGGGUACUGUUCUCAAACAUUCAAGUUUCCGAAGUUCAACUCCCAAUUGUGAUCGACCAAUACUAUUGUGACAAAAGCACCUGCAAGAACCAAACAUCAGCUGUUGCCCUAUCAGGAAUCAACUAUGAGAGGAUAAGGGGGACAUACACAGUUAAGCCCGUUCACUUUGCCUGCAGCGACAGUCUACCAUGUGUAGAUGUGACACUAACUGCCAUACAGCUAAAACCACUGCAAGAGCAAUACCACAUGUAUAAUCCCUUCUGCUGGCAGACUUUUGGAGAGUUGAGGACUCCCACUUUGCCACCGAUAGAUUGUGUACAGAUUGGCAAGCCACCGAACAACCGGGUUCAAUCCGAUUAUGAUCUCUGUUGAGCUCAAAAUUAUUAAUCAAUGAUAUAGUCGCUUGUGUGGUCGGCAUGACUGCCAGACCCCUUUUACACCAUCAGCUAGUUAGGUAAAGCAUGUAUAUUAAUAUUAUGACAGUCCUAUUUUAUUUAUAGGAAUUCUUCUCUAGCAAGGUUGUAUGGAUUGCGAUUGUGAUAGAGUAUACAGGCAUAAGGCAUUGCUUUU
Messenger RNA from Alnus glutinosa, 1834 nucleotides. Its product is annotated as polygalacturonase At1g48100-like. Gene Ontology annotation, molecular function: polygalacturonase activity. Lineage: Eukaryota; Viridiplantae; Streptophyta; Magnoliopsida; Fagales; Betulaceae. The record is from RefSeq and is a predicted model, not a curated record. The coding region runs from base 83 to 1636 and encodes 517 amino acids. Gene Ontology annotation, biological process: carbohydrate metabolic process. The transcript has 7 exons.